Molecule: messenger RNA, 2430 nt
Organism: Stylophora pistillata
Lineage: Eukaryota; Metazoa; Cnidaria; Anthozoa; Scleractinia; Pocilloporidae
Product: histamine H2 receptor-like
Biological process (GO): G protein-coupled receptor signaling pathway
Cellular component (GO): plasma membrane
Molecular function (GO): G protein-coupled receptor activity
Source: RefSeq, a predicted model, not a curated record
UGUUCUUGUCAUCAAGAAACGACGUUUUUUGCUGAGCGACUCCCAAAUUUGCGCGGAAAAAAUCGAUUAACCGGCGAAGGGACAAGUAGAGAAAGGUCAUAAGCGCUCUUACGACUCCGACUACGACUACGACUCCGACUCCGUCGCCAAUGAAACCAGCCUUUAUUUUUUAGAGAUGCUUGCUCGAUUAUGAGUGAUAUCACUGGAACAUUUUAGAAAACCAAGGAUCUAUAGCAAGGAAAGUUGCUUGAGGUGAGUCAGGUGCACUGAGACAAUUAUUUGUUACUAAAAUCCACUGAUGAAAGUCAUUGCUAACAAAGGAUUGUGACUUCUCUUCUUCUAAAUUACCUCAUCGGAGCAACAUUAUCACUCUGCUUUGGCUACCGAUUCCCAUCAUAUACAGAGCAGAUUAACAAUAAGGUAAGGUGUUAUUAAUUGGCAAGCGUAGUUAUCUUUCCGGCAUAUUUUCUUUCCUAGAAGGAUUGAAUUUUUCAGUUGAGGAGAAAAACAUUGAGAUCUUGGGCGAAGAGGCAAGUUUAAAGUUCUUUUUUUUAUUAAAAUUUUAUGCCGGCGCUCGUUUCGGUUUCCAUCUCUGGCUUUUACGCAUAGUUUAUGUUGCACAAGAUCUGUCUAUUUCAUACAUAUUAGAAGUUUUUGCUCUAUAUUUUUGUUUGCAGAUUAUGAAUUUUUCAUUUGUAUUCGUGUUUUUGCAGUUAUAUAUCAUUCCAGGUCGGUCUGUUAAACAUAGCUGUCAGUCAACAAGAAGUUGGUGCAGAAAAGAACUUAGAAGCCAAGUAAGAUUUUACAAAGGUAAACCUUUUAACAAAACUCAUCGGUCUUUAUCUUGAAAACAAGUUCUUGAAUGGCCAUGGAAACCAGUAAUCUGAAUGCCUCGUAUGAUUUCUCGCCUUGUAUCCCUUGGCUUGUUGCUUCUAUCGCUGAAUGUCUGGCUAUUGUCAUCCUCAAUCUCUUCACCAUUAUUGUGUUUGUAAAGCAGCGCCAUCUACAACGCCGGAGUACAUACUUAAUCAUCCAUAUGGCCAUAAUCGAUCUCUUGGCUGGAGCAGUUUCAGGUCCUCUGAUUGUUUACGACAUUUUGGGGCUCUAUUGUGAUUUACGGAAGGAAACUGACACGAUUUAUCCAUUGGCCCAUUUCUUUCCCAUGGCCUCCAUUGUAAAUCUCGCUGUUAUUUCCUUAGAAAGAAUGCAUGUCACAAUCUUUCCCUUUGAACAUCGCGUGAUUGAGAGAAGGGUUUACGGAAUAGUAAUUGCUGCUAUUUGGUUUCUAACUUCAUUGAGGGAAAUUGUUGACUUUGUGUUAUACGAAACACAAGGAAAUUCUCAUCUUGCAAUAUCAUUCUCAACAAUUACCUUGGCAUCAUUUGGGUCGCUUUCUCUGAUUUUGAUUUGUGUUUCUUAUAUCUCUAUUUUCAUCCAAGUUCGAUUCAGUCCUACUCCUCAACAACACGGUGCGACCAACAGAGAGAGUAAACUGACCGCCACCAUACUUAUUGCCACGUUUGCAUCUUUGCUAACGUGGCUUCCAGUUACAACUUUCAGAGUAGUUAAAUAUUUGCAUGUAGGUCUUCUCUCGGGCUGUUACACUCAACGGUUUUCCUUUCAUAUAAAAAUGACGCUAGCGGCUCUAGUUGGCGCUAAUUCCCUGGCAAAUCCUAUUGUAUAUGCUAUAAGGAUGCCAGAAUUUAGGGCAGGUAUUGUCAAAAUGUUCUGCAGAUCCCCAAGCACUACAAGUGAAGCUGAUAUCAUUUACCUCUGAUAAAUCUCCAGAGCACGCAUUUGAGUACUGGACGUCAGUAAAAUAGACACGUAAAUACUUGCAUUUGAUUCUUUUAAAGUAUUAAAAUCAUACCCAAAGAUAUAAUGUAAUGUAGACUCCCUUGCUUCCGGUGCAUUAGCGUAGCGAGUAUAUCUUUGAUACAUGUGUAAGUUUUGAUUCAACCUUCGUUGGUUGGUUCGUCGUAUGUAACAGCCUAUAGCUAUAAGAGUCACCGAUUAUAGAAGCCAAAAAGUUGUUUGUUUUCAUGAAGACUUACAAAUCAUGCCAUCCAGUACCUAAGCGAUGAGUAGUAUCCAUGCAUGAAGUCAACUAAGCUGACAACUCUUCAGAAAUAGUUCUAGCAUUGAUCAAAUAUGUAACUGUUUGAUAAUAAUAUAUUUAGAACAAAUUACGGGAAAUAGAAAAUAAAUGUAAAUAUCAACGAAAACCAUCGUCAUUCUAUCGAACAAACAUCAGGAGAGAUUAUACUCAGGUGUUAAACAACGAGUCCUGGAAAGAAAUCUUACUUAUUCGACAUCCAAAUAUUUACAAAUGGAAAGGAAAACUUGUCUAACAUAAUUGUGCAUUUACUUGUACUUAAUAGGACCAACAUCCUUGAUUAGAUUAAAAUCAUUAUACCUCGUGCUCUAGCA